GCCAACAGUUUCGAUUUCAAGGGAUUCCAAACAGCUUUCGAUCAGCAACAUGAAAGUAUUCCUUGUUUUUGCCGCCGUUGCUGCUCUAGCCUACGCAGCUGCUGUGGGGCUAACGAAUGAAAAGAUCGUCGAAAUUAGGCAGAAGGCUAAGGCCUGUAUCGAACAGGAAGGUAUCACCAAGGAGCAGGCCAAUGCCCUAAAGGCAGGAGACUUCACGGACACCGAUCCCAAGGUGAAGUGCUUCGCCAACUGUUUCCUGGAGAAGUCCGGAUUCGUGAUCAAUGGACAGGUGCAGCCCGCUGUCGUUCUGGCCAAAUUGGGACUGUUGGUCGGUAAGGACCUCGUGAAGGACGUUCAGGCCAAGUGCGAUAGUGUUAUGGGGGCGGAUAAGUGCGACACCAGCUUCCAGCUGUACAAGUGCUACAGAACUAAGUUACCUGCCCAUUUUGAAGAAGAAAUUAAAAAGAUCUAAAUUUAUUCUGAACUGCAAAAUAA
Molecule: messenger RNA, 495 nt
Organism: Drosophila elegans
Lineage: Eukaryota; Metazoa; Arthropoda; Insecta; Diptera; Drosophilidae
Gene: Obp56e
Product: general odorant-binding protein 56d
Exons: 2
Coding region: 50-472 (140 amino acids)
Biological process (GO): sensory perception of smell
Molecular function (GO): odorant binding
Source: RefSeq, a predicted model, not a curated record